GCACUAGCUGCGGUGUCUCAGCCACUCAUUAUUCACAUCCCUCUUCAACCCCUGGAGGUGUAUGACGUGAAGGAGGGGUGUAGUAUGCACCAGUUAUCGAGCCGGACUAAGUGGGGCGGUGGGCAGGAGGACCAGGCGAGUAGCGCGUACUCCACUGACGGAAACCAGAGUUGACGGAAAGUGUGCUAAUGGCGCCGUCACAUCAGGACGGCGCCAUUAGCAUUAGUAGUAAUGGGUAGUGGGUACAGUGACGGCGCCUGUACCCACUACCCCUUACUACUACUACCACUUUAAGUUGUAGUCUACAACUAAAAACUCUGCAUUCCUGCUUGUAUUAUAGUGGUAUUGUAAAACCGCACUUAUCUACAUUACAAACAACAGAUAAGUUGAAUCUUAUCUAGCUUUGCAGGUGCAUGAGUAACUGUAUCAGUCCGUCCGUUACGUGUGUGUCGGGGAAACGGCUUCAACUAAUAGAAUAGGUUCAUAGGUUAUGAAAGAAACUUGAAACUGAAAACUGUGCCAUAGAGAGAAUAUUUAAGUGAUACACUAUUCUUAUGAAACCACUAUUAGUGUCCUGAAAUAUUUGUGUGAGGUCCACUGUGUCCCCUGCCACAGAACACUCCCUGCCUGUGCACUGGAAGGAGGCAAGGCAGUGUGUGUUCAUUUCAUUGCCUGGAAAAUGGCACAUUUGUCCCAAAUAUUAACCGUAAGAGGCUUCUAUCAAUUUCUGAAGGGAAUCUGUAUGUGGCUGAAUACUUUUCCUUAUUUUGACAUCUGCCUUUUCCGGAAUUACUUCUUGGUGUGCUUGGGUGUGCACUGUGUGGCGAGUGCUGGCCUGGGCUGGCUGGCCGCUGCUGUGUUCUGCAAAGUGCUGCACGACACGUGGAGAAGCAGGAACAAGGCUGCAGGAACACCGGAGGCUGACGAGAGAGAGCCAGCGCGUGAAUCAGUGCGGAGAUUAAAGUCAUCCUUCGAUGGAGAAACAGCAGAAUGGUUAAACAAGAUCAUCCGCCAGCUGUGGCCUGGUGCAGGUCAGUACAUCUAUGACCUGCUCAAGUUUUCUGUGGAGAAGCUCAUCCAGGCUAACCUCAAGAAAGAGAACAUCAUUAAGCAUGUCUUCUGCUUCGAGGACAUCAGCCUGGGGGACACUCCCUUCACACUGAGUGACAUCAAGGUCCUCAGUCAGACUGCAGAGAAUAAUGAGAUUGUGAUGGAUAUGAACUUUGUGUACGCUGGUGAUUGCAGGAUUGAAAUCAACAUGAACAGAAAGCACCUGAUUCUGGAUUGUCUUCAGAUUGAAGGCAAGGUGCAAGUGGUGAUGAAGCCUCUAAUGGGACGAAUUCCCCUGAUUGGAGGACUGCAGGUCUUCUUCCUCCGUGAGCCAGAUGUCAGAUUCACCCUCCAUCCAUGGGAGCCAGUGUACAAAAGAAACUUGUGCCGUCAGGUUAAGAAGAUGAUCGCUGACCAGAUGGUGGCACCCAACUGCUGGCCCAUACAGCUGGUGGAGGAGAUCACUAUUGAGGAGCUGAAGGAUAUUUCUCCAGCUGCCCAGUUGAUGCAACAGCAAAGUGACGGUGGUGGUGGAAGGCAAAGGGUGAUUGGUGAGGGGAACCUGGUGCUUCCCUCAGCCUUUCCUUGCACCACACAGUAACUCUUCAUUACCACAUUCACCACCUCCCUUCCCUUCACUGACUGUUUUCAUCUCUCACUCACUGCCACUGCUGUCUUUUCACUUUACUGUAGCAAUGCAUUUCACUGCAUAUCCUUGUCUCCUCGUCCUGUUAAAUAUGCUACUGUGUUCUCCUGACGCUGUAUUUCCUUGCUGAUGUAAAUCUACAUCUGUCUUCUCUUUUUGCCACGCAUUUAUACAGCACAGCCAUGUUUCCUCUUUUCUGUUUUUCUUCCACCAUGAAUAACUAUAGCUUCUCUAGCCUUUCCUCACAUCUUGUAUGUAAUGAAGGGAGUGGUGCAAACUGAUUGUGUUAUAGAAGUGGCAUAAGAAUGCGACAGUUCCUUAGAAGAGGGAGGAGACACGCCGGAAUGGGUAAAGCCCUAUGCACAGUCACCAUAAUCGCCACGACAGCGCUACCAGAAGAAAGUUUUGGCCUUUUCGUGGCAUUUCAUUGCGUGUUGCGUCAGUCACGACAGCGGAACGACGCCAUUACGAGGGCGCUACACUUGCGUCACGAUAGUGUACGACGUCACGAUUAGCAUAAUUUUUUAGUUUUAACGGUAAUAUUUCAGUCACGACAACAGUACGAUGAUAAAUACAGUCAUGACAGAGUCACGUUGGUGACACAACGUCGUCACAAGCGCCGCCCACAGGCCUCCCUGGACGACUGCGUGGACGUAAGCAAGAUGGGUGGAAUCACCUAAACGUAGUAGUACGUGGAGCUUAAAAGUUUUAGUGCAGUUUUAAAAUCAAAGAUCUGAUGAUUACGUAGGAGUAGAAAUGAUUGUAAGAUACUUAAUUUCGUAAUAUUAAUUACGUGAAUCAAUGCGAUGUGUUUUCUUAAUAAAUGUUAAUUACAAUUAUUGAGUAUUAACUGUAUAUGUGAAACUGACAUCAUAUAUAUGUGUUUCAUGCAGGAAGAUUACAUUAAUUAUUGAAUAGUGACCGUCUUUGAAGGCAUACUAAGAGGCAUCAUGUACUGUUAGGUACAUCAUGUCCUGUAAGGUGCUUCGCGAGCAAGGUUUUUUUUUUAUUUAUUUUUUCUUAUUUAUUUAUUUAUUUUUUUUUUUUUAAGAAAUGUAAAUAGUAUUGACAUUUUUUUUUAAUUAACUGAGUAUAGGCAAGUCCAGUAGCCUAACAACAGACUACCAAUCUGUGCAGCAUCUCAGUCACGCCACAAGUAAGCCAAUGCUUGAUAAAUAAGGACUAGAUAAAUAGUAAACAGAGUGGAAUCAAAAACCUUUCUUCUCAUCAACGCCUCUCCUCUGAGUGUCUUCAGCCUCUCACUCUCGCUGCAAAGUUGCAUCUUUCUCUAUCUUCUACUGGCACUUCCAUGCUAACUGCCUUCUGAUCUUUGUAAAUGCACGUCUUCCCUCUUCCCGCGGCUUCGCUGCACAAGGCCUACUGUUUUCACUCCUAUUCUGUCCACCUUGCAAGAGUUACAGAGUUUACUAGUUAACUGGAACUCCUUAUCUGUUUUUGUAUUUUUUUUCCAACCUAUGACUUAACUGUAUCAAAAGGGAGGUUUCAAGACACUUCUCUAUUUUUAUCUCAGCAAAUCACUAUGCUGAAAUCAGCUUUCACAUGAACUAUGCCGCGUCCGUGUCUUUAAGAGAGAUUUUUUCAUUGUUUUAACGUUUUUUUUUAAUCUGUUUUACUUGACGGUCUGAAGAUGUGAUUGUGUUUUCCCGAAACCUAACCAAAAAAAUAAAGAUAUGCUGCCAGUAUUGUGCGUCUACACUUUCCUCUGCAACGUAAGAUUCCGUGCGAGUAAGCCUUUCACACACACACACACACACACACACACACACACACACAUCCUUCUAUCCUUUGCAGUUUUAUCGCAAGUCCACCUUUCCAUCUCACUCUGUUUUCCCCUUGAUCUUCCUUGCCGUGUCUGUGGCGUUGUCGGUCAGUCCUCGAAGCCUAGAUCUGCCCUCUGUGCCGGUAUUAUUUGGUUUGGAGUCUUUUAUUGCGGAUUGCCUUGACGUAGUGUGUUCACGUACUCCUGUCUCUCUUCCUCUUGCUCUUCUUCCUUCUAACUUUCCUGUAAUAUAGAGAUUUUAUAUUUUUCUUCUCCUUAGCACAUGUCUCAGAAAACGUAGUUGUCUCUCCCACAUGUGUUAUUUAUUUUUAUGACUUUUUGUUGCUUUAGACCAGAGCCCCUCUUACAUAAAAAUAGGCACUUCUCAGAUUUUGGAUAAUCCUUUCCUGAUUAUGGUCUCUGGGGACUGCCAUCUUCAGUGGACUCUUUUUUUUUUUUUUUUUUCUUUUCAUGCCUUAUGUUUCCCUAGGCCCCUCUUGAAAAAAAAAAAAAGCUAGUGAGUGAGAGCAUAAGUGAGUGGGAGGGGAGUUACCAUGCUCACGUGACAGGCUUGGUGACACGGAGCACAGUGGGUUGGCCUCCUCUUGCCCCGAGAAGUCAGUUAGCAGCAAGGGAGUGGCCCCUGUUCUUAUGGCUUCACUCCUCCUCCCCCUCCAUCACUCUCUUCCCUAGCUUUAACACAGCCGUCACCGCCGCUAAUGCAGCAGCCACAGUUUGUCUGCACCUGUGUACCGCCAAGCACCUGCACCGUGACAGGAGUGCUACCUAUACCGCAGCCACGGGCGAUCCGAGCGAGGCCCCGCUGGCACUGAGAUUAGCGAAGGCCAAUAAUUAACUAAGGUACAGGUGAGAGUAAAUAAAUAAAUAAAUGCGUAAAUAGAUAGAAAUACCGGACAUUUGAACAUCUGAGCCGAGCGAAACACAAGUAAACCACAAAAAAAAAAAAAAA
This is a messenger RNA of Scylla paramamosain (green mud crab), 4446 nucleotides long. Its product is annotated as extended synaptotagmin-2-like. Bases 680 to 1651 code for a protein of 323 amino acids. Lineage: Eukaryota; Metazoa; Arthropoda; Malacostraca; Decapoda; Portunidae. Gene Ontology annotation, cellular component: endoplasmic reticulum membrane; extrinsic component of cytoplasmic side of plasma membrane. Gene Ontology annotation, molecular function: calcium-dependent phospholipid binding; phosphatidylinositol binding; phosphatidylethanolamine binding. The record is from RefSeq and is a predicted model, not a curated record. The transcript is spliced from 8 exons.